GUAGCGGGAAAACCAAUCCCACGGCCACGGCCGUCAGCCAUUGGCCAUCACUCCCCGCCGUUUUCACCCUCGACCCCUUCUUUCUCACGAAACAUGUUAUCCACAGACGGGUUUAGAGGCCCCCUCCCUAUCCUUCUCUCUGUCUAACUAGAUGGUACCCGUCAAUUCACUUCUAUAGUAGCUACAGCUAUGGCGGCAGCGAGCGUUUGGGUUCGACCCACCUCCAGUUUUCGACCAUCCUUCCCAACGUCAAAAUACAUUGAUUGGGUUAGUAAAAGCUAUAAUUUAGUUCGUGUCAAUGCUGUUGGUGCCACAAAUUCUCAUGCAUUUGAUGAGUUUUCACUCCAUAUGGAACAAGCUAAAUCAAAGAGCAUUCAGCUGAUGAAUUUCAUGGAACAACGUGGAAUUCGUGCCAACUAUCAGACCUAUCUUUGGCUGCUAGAUGGGUGCUUGAAUUUUGGGUCCUUGCUUGAAACUUCGAGGCUCCAUUGCAGGAUUUUGAAGUCGGGUUUUGCUGUUGAACCUUUAUUAAUCGAUAGUCUUCUUGAUAAUUAUCUUCGUCAUGGGGAUCUAAAUGGCGCGCAGAAGGUGUUUGAUGAUAAUCCCAACAGAACUGUUUUCUCUUGGAAUAAAAUGAUUCAUGGCUUGGUUGCGCAGAAGUUGAAUUCCCAGUUGUUUGGUCUCUUCCGACGAAUGUUAGCUGAAAAGAUUACUCCCAAUGAAAAUACUUUUGCUGGGAUUUUGAAGGCAUGUGUUGGUUGCAACAUUGCGUUCAACUAUGUAGAACAGGUACAUUCUAGGAUAAUCUAUUAUGGUUUUGAUAGUAAUUCACUUGUUGCUAAUCUUUUGAUUGAUUUGUAUUCUAAGAAUGGGUUCAUAGAAUCAGCUAAAAAAGUAUUCAAUGACAUAUAUUCGAAGGAUAUUGUUACUUGGGUAGCUAUGAUCUCAGGUUUAUCUCAAAAUGGGCUUGAAGAAGAGGCCAUUCUCCUUUUCUGUGAUAUGCAUGCAUCAGAAAUCUUUCCCACUCCUUAUGUAUUGUCAAGUGUGUUAAGUGCUUCUACCAAAAAAAAGUUAUUUAAAUUGGGAGAGCAGCUUCACUGUCUAGUUAUUAAGUGGGGAUUUCAUUCUGAAACAUAUGUAUGCAAUGCUCUUGUGGCAUUGUACUCCCGGUCUGGGAAAUUGAUAUCUGCCGAGCGGAUAUUCAGCACGAUGCAAUUUAGGGAUGGCGUUUCGUAUAAUUCACUUAUAUCUGGCAUAGUUCAGCAAGGAUUUAGUGAUAAGGCAUUGGAGUUGUUUAACAAAAUGCAACGAGAUUGCUUGAAACUAGACUGUAUUACGGUUGCUAGUCUGUUGAGUGCUUGUGCAUCAAUUGGGGCUCUUCAUAAGGGAAUGCAGCUACAUUCAUAUGCAAUAAAAGCUGGAAUGUCUGCAGAUAUUAUUCUUGAAGGUUCUCUUCUUGAUCUUUAUUCGAAGUGCGCCGAUGUGGAGACUGCACGUAAAUUUUUCCUUACUACAGAGACAGAAAAUAUAGUGUUGUGGAAUGUGAUGCUAGUUGCUUAUGGACAAUUGGAUAAUCUUAGUGAUUCAUUCAAAAUAUUUAGACAAAUGCAGAUUGAAGGUAUGAUACCCAAUCAGUUCACCUACCCAAGUAUUUUGAAAACUUGUACAUCCUUGGGAGCCUUGGAUUUAGGAGAGCAAAUUCAUACCCUUGUUAUAAAGACAGGGUUUUGGUUGAAUGCCUAUGUUUGUAGUGUGCUCAUAGAUAUGUAUGCCAAACAUGGAAAAUUAGAACUCGCCCAUGGGAUCCUAAGACGACUACCAGAGGACGAUGUCGUCUCCUGGACAGCUAUGAUUGCUGGUUAUGUGCAGCAUGAUAUGUUUUCUGAAGCACUUCAACUUUUUAAUGAAAUGGAGUAUCUUGGAAUAGUAUCCGACAAUAUUGGAUUUUCUAGUGCUAUUAGCGCUUGUGCGGGUAUCCGGGCACUCCAUCAAGGCCAACAAAUUCACGCUCAGGCAUAUGUGUCGGGAUUUGGAGACGAUCUUUCAAUUAACAAUGCUCUGAUUAGUCUGUAUGCCAGAUGUGGUAGAAUUCAGGAAGCAUGCUUAGCAUUUGAAAAAAUGGAUGAUAAAAACAAUAUCUCUUGGAAUUCAUUGGUUUCAGGAUUUGAACAGAGUGGAUACUUUGAAGAAGCUUUGCAGGUAUUUGUUCAAAUGUUAAGGAGUGAAGUAGAAGUCAAUCUGUUCACGUAUGGGUCUGCAAUUAGCGCUGCAGCCAGUCUUGCAAACAUAAAACAAGGGCAACAAAUCCAUGCCAUGAUUUUGAAAACGGCAUACGAUUCUGAAAUGGAAGCUUCUAAUUCGUUGAUAACAUUUUAUGCGAAAUGUGGCAGCAUAGAUGAUGCGUGGAGAGAAUUUAACGACAUGUCCGAAAAAAAUGUGAUUUCUUGGAAUGCCAUGAUUACUGGCUAUUCCCAGCAUGGUUUCGGUAUGGAAACACUUCGUCUUUUUGAAGAGAUGAAGAACUGUGGGGUCGUGCCAAACCAUGUUACUUUCGUGGGAGUUUUGUCGUCGUGUAGCCAUGUCGGUCUUGUGAAUGAAGGUCUUGAUUACUUCGAAUCCAUGUCGAAAGUGCAUGGUUUAGUUCCCAAAUCUGAACAUUAUGUGUGUAUAGUGGAUCUCCUAGGUCGGGCCGGUCUUUUGAACCGUGCAAUCGACUUCAUAGAAGCGAUGCCCAUCCCUGCAGAUGCAAUGAUAUGGAGAACUCUUUUAAGUGCUUGUGUCAUCCACAAGAAUAUGGAAAUAGGAGAGCGUGCUGCACGCCAUCUCCUAGAAUUGGAACCUGAAGACUCAGCAACCUAUGUCCUACUGUCAAAUAUUUAUGCAGUGUCUAGAAAAUGGAUUCGUAGGGAUUGGUCAAGGAAAUUGAUGAAGGACAGGGGAGUAAAGAAAGAGCCUGGUCGUAGUUGGAUCGAAGUUAAGAACGCAGUUCAUGCGUUCUUUGCUGGGGAUAAGCUCCAUCCGCUUACGAAUCAGAUUUACGAGUAUAUAAAACAUCUGAAUAGACGAACAUCCAAACUUGGAUACGUGCAAGAUAGCUUUAGCCUUUUGAAUGAUUCAGAGGAAGGCAAGAAGGAUCCAACCAUGAAUGUUCACAGUGAGAAAUUAGCAAUUGCUUUUGGACUACUGAACUUGGGCAAUAAUAUUCCCAUACGGGUAAUGAAGAACCUCCGCGUUUGUAAUGAUUGCCAUAAUUGGAUUAAAUACGUUUCAAAGGUUUCAAACCGAUUGAUCAUAGUGAGGGAUGCCCAUCGCUUCCAUCAUUUUGAUGGUGGUGUCUGCUCAUGUAGAGAUUUUUGGUAACUCCUUCGGCUCUCAAACUUAUUGAUGUCAACAAAUAGCACAUAUUUGUGUAUAACCAUGGGCAUACCUUCGAAGAAUCGUCUCGGUUUUUGUCCCGAGACGCUCGCCUUCAGAAAUUGAUCAGAAAAGGCUGAGACGUUCAGGAUUUAGUUGAAUGAAGAACUGGAUCCUGUCAUACAAGUUUGGACGGGAAAAUCUUAUGGCAGAUGAUAAUUUGCUUCUAUAGAAGGAGUUGAAAUCUUCUGAUUCUGGAUCGGCAAAAUGGGUCACAAAUAUAGGUCUCAGCAACUCAAUUGCUCCAAUUGAAGUCGGGAAUUCUUAACCAAAUGAACUGGAUCAAGAUGACCAUACUGUUCUCCAUUGAGGUAAACAUUGAUUCACUCGAAUAAUACGAAGUUCAUUAGAUCAAUGCUUCAUGUUUUCAGUGAUGAAGAGGAAUCAUUAUCUCCAAUUUUUUAGGCCAUUCUCUAGGUGGUUGGACAAUGUUUACUGAUCAUUAACCAUAGUAUGAUGCAAAACUCCUGCAUAAAUUGGUUUGUUGGUUCGGUUUCGCAGGAUUCGAGCUAGACCAUCUUGACAUAAUUCAACUAGUUAAAUUAUAUAUCCUCCACCUUAAAGUCAAAAGUUCACUUUUUUUGAUUGUAGAGGUCGACGAGGGUGUGGUAUUGAACCACCCCUCUCCUAUAUUCAAGUAUUAAUUGAGUCGAUAACAAGCGACUGAGGUAAUAGUUGCGUGUUUAGAAUGUGCCUUUCCAUCUACUGACUCAUUGUACUUAUAGGGUGGGUUCAUAAAUUAUGGUCGUAAUAAAGUGUUAUAAUCUUGUUGUGAUUCUCGUGGUGUGUUAAGUAUAAGGAGGGAUUGCAAGGAUGAAUUACUACUUGGUCAAACCAUUUUUCAAAUAGAUAUUGGUUGAUCGUGGUCAAAGCUCAAACUAAAGCCUUCUU
Molecule: messenger RNA, 4305 nt
Organism: Cucurbita moschata (crookneck pumpkin)
Lineage: Eukaryota; Viridiplantae; Streptophyta; Magnoliopsida; Cucurbitales; Cucurbitaceae
Product: pentatricopeptide repeat-containing protein At4g13650
Exons: 3
Coding region: 190-3360 (1056 amino acids)
Biological process (GO): RNA modification
Molecular function (GO): RNA binding; zinc ion binding; protein binding
Source: RefSeq, a predicted model, not a curated record